This is a messenger RNA of Biomphalaria glabrata, 612 nucleotides long. Its product is annotated as endochitinase-like. The transcript has 4 exons. NCBI's taxonomy places the organism in Eukaryota, Metazoa, Mollusca, Gastropoda, Planorbidae. Gene Ontology annotation, biological process: carbohydrate metabolic process. Bases 205 to 543 code for a protein of 112 amino acids. The record is from RefSeq and is a predicted model, not a curated record.
UAAUGUAAAUUGCUUCUAAGAACUAUUAGAUUAUUUACGACAUUUGCUUUUAUUAAACUGGCAUCGAUAACAGUAUUCGAGGCAUCAAAAGUAUGGUGUUUAAUAUUGUUUAAGAGUAACUAUUUAUGUCACCAGGAAUACUAUGCUAACUCUGUUAUAGCGAAGGGAGGAAUCAAAGACAAGACAAUCCUGAGUUUCUUUAUCAUGGCCGCCUUUUUCUAUGAAUACAAGUACACCCAUCCUAAAGUAUUACCGAGCUAUGACAGGUUUCAAUUAGAUAAUUAUGGCGAAGUCUGCGAAUAUAAAAAAAGGAUUAACAAUGUCACAAGAGUAUAUGAACAAUGUCCUAUCGUAAUGGUGGGUCGGAAUGUGAUAUACUACGACGACGAGAUAAGUAUAGCUGAGAAGGUAAAAUAUAUUAAAAAGAAUGGAUAUGCCGGAUUGGAACUAUUAGACAUGACUGCAGAUGAUUUCACUGGAAAUUGUGGUAAAGGAAAAUUUCCUCUUAUGAAAGCUGUACUAGCGGAGUGUGGCAAACCUUGAGGCUCAUUAUUGGAGAAAUGGACGACUUUUUUUUAAAACUUAAAAUUAAAAUAUUUUAUCAAACCUUUU